UCUCUGAGCUUGUUUAGAGAUGUGAUCUCUCUCCUCUACACGUGCCAUUGCUGUUUUCAUCUUGUAUUCUGAUCUGUUGUGCUUUUAGUUCUGUUACUUUUGGGGUUAAGUUUCCUUAAGUUUUCCUGAUUAUUGAUUUAGUUCGACAAUCAGCCAGCUAUGGAUUUCCAAAAUAGAGCUGGUGGUAAAACAGGCGGAGGAGGUGUUGCAUCAUGGACAGAAACCAAUCGGGACAGGAGAGAGCGUCUCCGGCAGUUGGCUCUCGAGACAAUUGAUCUUCAGAAAGACCCCUAUUUUAUGAAAAAUCACUUGGGCUCAUAUGAGUGUAAACUGUGUUUGACUUUACACAACAAUGAGGGAAGCUACCUUGCCCACACUCAGGGUAAAAAGCAUCAGGCCAAUCUUGCUCGUCGAGCUGCAAAAGAAGCCAAAGACGCACCCCAGCAGCCUGCACCUGAAAAAGCCCGUGUUGAACCCAAGAAGUUUGUGAAAAUUGGUCGUCCUGGUUAUCGAGUAACUAAACAAAGAGAUCCUGAUUCAGGUCAGCAAUCCCUGUUGUUCCAAGUUGACUACCCAGAAAUUGCUGAAACAGUCGGACCAAGGCAUCGUUUUAUGUCUGCCUAUGAACAAAAGGUUGAGCCUCCAGACAGGAAGUGGCAGUACCUUUUGUUUGCUGCAGAGCCUUAUGAAACUAUCUCCUUCAAGGUUCCCAGCCGAGAGGUCGACAAAGAGAAGUUCUGGACGCACUGGAACAGGGACACCAAGCAGUUUUUCCUACAGUUUGCCUUCAAGCUUGAGAAGAUGGGAAUGCCUGGUCAACCCAUGCCAGGUCCCCCUCAACCCCUCAUGCCAUCCAUGCGCCCAGGCAUGCCCCAUCCACACAUGUUACCCCCUCCCCCCCAGUCAGGUAUGGCUAUGUUCAAUCCUGUUCCUCCACCACCACCCAGUGGCAUGAUGAUGCCUCCACAUCAAAUGGUGUAACAAGUAUCAGUUUUCAAUUAUGAUGUAUUAUGCCCAGGGAUUUUAUUUUAUGUUCUUUGUAAGUGAUUAAUAAAGAAGGUACUGAAA
Thrips palmi is the source of this 1068-nucleotide messenger RNA. RefSeq names its product splicing factor 3A subunit 2 (gene Sf3a2). The transcript has 6 exons. Gene Ontology annotation, biological process: spliceosomal complex assembly. Gene Ontology annotation, cellular component: nucleus; U2 snRNP; U2-type prespliceosome. Gene Ontology annotation, molecular function: zinc ion binding; nucleic acid binding. Bases 160 to 981 code for a protein of 273 amino acids. Lineage: Eukaryota; Metazoa; Arthropoda; Insecta; Thysanoptera; Thripidae. The record is from RefSeq and is a predicted model, not a curated record.